AUGUCGGCUGUCAUUUCGGACCAUGCUCAGCCUGACUCUUCUACUACCGGAUCCGACCCCUCACAGUUUCGUCCUACAUCACCAUCCGUAAACAAUUCCCAAUCGUUCUCUCCUCAGAUGGAGCAGGUCGCACAGUCGAGACCGGCCCGAGGCUCGACACCAGGCGAUGCAACUGAUCGCCUAGCCGUGGGUACGGCGCAGACGACCGCCGUCGACGAUGCCUCCACCCCGCGUCCGUCGCAAAAGAGCCGUGGCGCAACACAAGAAGUCAACAAGCGGAGCGUGGACUACUUAUUACGAAGUGGAGUGGCGGGGGGUUUGGCGGGAUGUGCGGCCAAAACUGUUGUCGCUCCUCUCGACCGCGUCAAGAUCCUGUUUCAAGCGUCCAAUCCACAAUUCGCCAAGUAUUCCGGUAGCUGGUUUGGCUUAAUAUCUGCAGUUCGCGAUAUCAGGCGCCAUGAGGGCCCCAGAGGUCUUUUCAAGGGCCAUUCGGCGACAUUACUCCGCAUUUUCCCCUAUGCCGCUAUCAAGUUCCUCGCCUACGAGCAGAUCCGAGCGGUGGUGAUUCCGUCGCGCGACAAGGAAACACCGCUGCGCCGACUCGUCUCUGGAAGCAUGGCCGGCAUGACUUCUGUCUUCUUUACGUAUCCGUUAGAACUUAUUCGAGUACGCUUAGCAUUUGAGACGAAACACACAUCUCGCUCGUCGUUCCGCGAUAUCAUACGACAGAUUUACAACGAGCGGGUCACUAUGCCAUCAUCGACGGGGGCAUCUGUAAAAGAAGCCCCAGUGACCGCCACUGCAGAGAGUCUCUCAUCGACGGUGAACAAAGUUGUUCCUCGUUCUGGGCUGGCCAACUUUUACCGCGGAUUCGGCCCGACUCUCAUGGGAAUGCUUCCCUACGCCGGAAUAUCCUUCCUCACCCAUGACACCGUUGGUGAUUGGCUGAAAUCGCCGACGCUAUCCCCUUACACCACGAUACCUGAAUUCGAAGAAACCGGACACCCGAAGAAACAUCAUCGGCAGCAACUAACCGCCGCUGCGGAGCUUUUCUCCGGAGCGAUCGCGGGUGUUGUGUCACAGACUUCCUCGUAUCCGUUCGAAGUGAUGCGACGACGCAUGCAAGUCGGCGGCGUCGUCGGCGAUGGCCACCGACUCGGCAUUGUCGAGACCGCCCGCACGAUAUUCCUUGAACGGGGCUUCCGUGGCUUCUGGGUUGGGCUGACGAUCGGAUACCUCAAGGUGAUUCCGAUGACGGCCACCGGAUUCUUCGUUUAUGACCGGUUGAAGGGAAGACUUGGCAUUUAA
Messenger RNA from Aspergillus tubingensis, 1308 nucleotides. Its product is annotated as coenzyme A transporter. Lineage: Eukaryota; Fungi; Ascomycota; Eurotiomycetes; Eurotiales; Aspergillaceae. The coding region runs from base 1 to 1308 and encodes 435 amino acids. The transcript has 2 exons. The record is from RefSeq and is a predicted model, not a curated record. Gene Ontology annotation, biological process: transmembrane transport. Gene Ontology annotation, cellular component: mitochondrial inner membrane.